Enhydra lutris kenyoni (northern sea otter) is the source of this 2190-nucleotide messenger RNA. It is a transcript of the gene MBOAT1, whose product is annotated as membrane bound O-acyltransferase domain containing 1. Gene Ontology annotation, cellular component: membrane. The transcript is spliced from 13 exons. The record is from RefSeq and is a predicted model, not a curated record. Gene Ontology annotation, biological process: lipid modification. Gene Ontology annotation, molecular function: acyltransferase activity. Bases 182 to 1666 code for a protein of 494 amino acids. NCBI's taxonomy places the organism in Eukaryota, Metazoa, Chordata, Mammalia, Carnivora, Mustelidae.
CAGCGCCAAGUUUGCGCCCCGGGAGUUUGCGCGUGUCGCGGCCGCCGGCCUGGUCGCUCGGUCCCGGCGAGGGGGGCGGACGCGCGUGCCUGGGGCAGCCGCCCGCGAGCGCUCGGGCUGGAGGACGGCGAGCGGGGUGGCGCGGGCCUGGGCCGGGGCAGCCGCCUCCCGAAGAUGCAGGAUGGCAGCAGAGCCGCCGUCCAGCCUCUCCUACCGCACCACGGGCUCCACCUGCCUGCACCCGCUCAGCGAGCUCCUGGGCAUCCCGCUGGACCAGGUGAAUUUCGUGGCGUGUCAGCUCUUUGCUCUCUUUGCUGCGUUCUGGUUCCGCGUCUACCUGAGUCCUGGUAAAACCAGUCCCGAUGUCCGGCACGCGUUUGCCACCAUGUUUGGCAUCUACUUUGUCAUCUUUUGUUUUGGUUGGUACUCCAUACACCUUUUUGUGCUGGUGUUGAUGUGCUACGGAAUCAUGGUCACCGCAAACGUAUCCAGUAUUCACAGAUACUCCUUUUUCGUAGCCAUGGCAUACCUGACACUAUGCCACGUCAGCCGCAUCUAUAUCUUCCACUAUGGAAUCCUCACUACGGAUUUCUCUGGGCCUCUGAUGAUUGUCACGCAGAAGAUCACGACCUUGGCAUUCCAAGUUCAUGAUGGAUUAGGUCGAAGAGCUGAAGACCUCUCUGCUGAGCAACAUCGACUUGCUGUAAAAGUAAAACCCUCUUUCUUGGAAUAUUUAAGCUACCUUCUCAACUUCAUGAGUGUCAUAGCUGGCCCUUGCAACAAUUUCAAGGAUUAUAUAGCCUUUAUUGAAGGGAGACACAUACACACGAAGUUGCUGGAGGUGAACUGGAAGCAGAGAGGUUUCCACAGCCUGCCCGAGCCUUCUCCCACUAGAGCUGUGAUACGCAAGUUGUGCAUGACCUUGGUGUCUCUCCUCCUGUUUUUGACGCUCACGAAGUCCUUCCCCAUCACCUGCCUGACUGAUGACUGGUUUGUUCAUAAAGCAAACUUUCUGACUCGACUGUGCUACUUAUAUAUUGUCAUGCAAGCUUCGAAGCCCAAGUAUUACUUUGCCUGGACAUUAGCUGAUGCAGUGAAUAACGCAGCUGGCUUUGGGUUCAGCGGAGUGGAUAAGGAUGGAAAUUUCUGUUGGGAUCUGCUUUCUAACCUAAACAUCUGGAAAAUCGAGACUGCCACAAGUUUCAAAAUGUACUUAGAAAACUGGAAUAUUCAGACAGCGACUUGGCUAAAACGAGUAUGUUAUGAACGGGUUCCUUGGUACCCCACGGUACUAACCUUCAUCUUGUCUGCCCUGUGGCAUGGUGUCUAUCCUGGAUACUAUUUUACCUUCUUAACUGGAAUUCUCGUCACAGUAGCAGCUAGAACGGUGAGGAACAACUUCCGCCAUUACUUCCGUUCCUCAAAAGCCCUCCAGGUUGCAUAUGAUGUGGUCACCUGGGCGGUCACUCAGCUGGCUGUCUCUUACACCGUCGCACCCUUCGUCAUGUUGGCCGUGGAGCCAACCAUCAGCUUAUAUAAGUCCAUGUAUUUUUAUUUACACAUCAUAAGUCUCCUGAUAAUACUCUUUCUGCCAAUCAAACCACACGCUCAUAUCCAGAGGCAGCCUCAGACUCCGAACUCCGUUAAUAAGAAAAAAAAAGACUGAUCCCUCCAAGGAAGCCGAGCAAGUAAAACUGUAAAAUGUCACAAAGAGGAGAUCAAAGACUCAAGGGUUCGCCAGGGACUUGGAAGUGAUGUUUACAUGCAUUUUUUUUUUUUUUUAAGUGCAGGGAGGAUUUUAUAAAGCCUUUUAUAUGAUUAAGUCAGCCAUGUCCAGUUGAUUUAAUAUUUCCGAGGACAUUUGAGUGGUGUGGAGACUGUGCCGGCUUUGUAGACAGAGACUAGCCAUUCUGGGCUGCUGGGUCUUUGCUUUUCUGGCAUGAUUUCCCAUCCCUGGAACCUGGACAUCUGCUCCAGAAGGCAGAAGGUGGUUACCAACAGAGCUUGUCUUCUAGAACAUACCCAGCCAGACACAGUUGUUCCUCGGGAAGCUGCAGACCCUUUGAGCACAGUGACUACACAGAAGACCGUGGAGGAGAGGAUCGAUCCUGCAAGAGGAGCCAGGAGGACUUGUUGUGAACACUUCAAUGGACUGAAAGGCAUGCCCUGAAGUAGGCUGCAUUUUUUUUU